AAAUAACUUUUAAACAGGAUUAUUUGAUAUUACUUGAUAGCAAUGAUAAAAUCAAAUUACUUAUAGCAGUUCAACGUUGUUAAAAUCUUACAUUUUUUAAAACAAAUGUUUUCGGGGGCGAAUUAUGGCACAUCUACCCUAGAUAGGUAGGAUAAUGGGUGAAUAAAUAAAACAUCCCGCUCAACCGAUCAAAAUACCUAGUACCUUCCUACAUACAGCCAAAAUCAACAUUGCAAAAUCGGAUUUACUAGUUCUCUCGCGGAUUAAGAUGUAUCGAUGGGUUGGUAAAGUAGCCGUAGUGACUGGAUCCAGUUCCGGAAUUGGAGCCGCUACGGCAAAGGCAUUGGUUAAGGCUGGAAUGGUCGUGGUCGGUUUGGCUCGCCGAGUAGAACGUGUAGAAGCAUUAAAGUUGGAACUGAAGCAAGCGGAUCGGGACCGUUUACAUGCGAUUAAAUGUGAUGUUUCGAAGGAAGAAAACAUUCUUGAAACAUUCAAACUGGUUGAGGAAAAAUUCGGAGGUGUGGAUGUUUUGAUAAAUAAUGCUGGUAUUCUACGCGAGACCAAAUUAAUUGAAGCCGAAACAGAGAAAGUGCGAGAAGUAAUAGACACUAAUGUAAUGGGAUUGGUUCUAUGCAGUCGGGAAGCUUUCAAAUCUAUGAAAAAGCGUUCGGUGGAUGGCCACAUUGUGCAUAUCAACAGCAUUGCGGGGCAUAUGGUGCCAAAUUUUCCAAAUUUGAACAUCUAUCCAGCCUCCAAGUUUGCUGUAACGGCCAUCACGGAAACUAUGCGCCAUGAGCUGAGAACGGAAGGAACUAAAGUGAAGGUUACGAGUAUAAGUCCUGGUUCCGUCAAUACGGAAAUUAUGCCCGCGGAUGUAGCUGCAACGGGAAUGCCUUUGCUGGAAUCAGACGAUAUAGCAGAAGCUGUCUUGUACGUUGUGGGAACACCUCCGCGAGUGCAGGUUCACGAGCUGACGAUCAAACCAAUUGGAGAGAUGAUCUAGUUUGGUGAAUAGCAGUUGGUCACGUUUCGCAUGAAAAGACAGGGUUUAACCCUUGAAUGCAUACUGCUGCCGUCUGGCAACUUACCAAAUUUUGCGAUAUAAAGCCCAAAAAGAGAUAUAAAUCGUAUCCAUCUAGACAAAUGAGUACCAAAGAAGAAUGAAAUUCAUGCAUUUAAGGGUUAAAUUAUAAAUAAAAAUAACUAAUUCAGACAA
Messenger RNA from Topomyia yanbarensis, 1216 nucleotides. RefSeq names its product farnesol dehydrogenase-like. NCBI's taxonomy places the organism in Eukaryota, Metazoa, Arthropoda, Insecta, Diptera, Culicidae. The coding region runs from base 269 to 1003 and encodes 244 amino acids. The transcript has 2 exons. Gene Ontology annotation, molecular function: oxidoreductase activity. The record is from RefSeq and is a predicted model, not a curated record.